AUGUUAAAAUCAAUGAUAUUUUGUAGGGAAUGCUUAUGCUUUUUAUUCAAAGUAAUGAUUUGUUACUCAAUGAAUAGAUAUAUUGUAAAGUCAUUGUGUUCAUCUACAAACAAACAUUUAUUUGGAUAUCGUUCAAUUCUGUUUGGUAAUACAGCAAGCACUGUUGUUGGUGGAAAAUCGACAACAAUCUUUAGUAGAAGAUCUUAUUGUAACAACCAUAACAAUAGCAAUAUUAGUAAUAGUAAUAGUAAUGAAUUGACAACAACCAGUAACAACAACAAUGAUACAUCCAUUUCAAUAGCACAGAGAUUUCAAGAUUCAUUGUUGCCAGCUGACAUUUCAAAGCAGGCAAGAAUCAACAUGAGAUCACCCAAAGUCGAUAAAUACAUUCAUCAGGCAUACGACGAAGCACAUCAAGCAUUCGACAGAGGUGACUAUGAAACUGCACUCAAGAAAUACUAUUGGAUCAUUGGUAAACUGCCAUACGACACCACUGCCUAUCUCCAGCGUUCACUCGUCUACGAAGCAAUCGGUAGAUUCGACGAUGCAAUCGAAGAUUGUAAUACUGUUAUUAAAAUGUCAAAUCAAUCCGAUUCAUUAGCAGAAGGUCAUAUGAUUAAAGGUGUAAAUUUAAUGAGAAAACAAAAGUUUAAUGAAGCAAUUGCAUCGUUCGAUUUAAGUUUGGGAUUGGUCGAGAAUGAAGUUGUAUUUGGUUUGAAAAAGAAAGCAUUGACAUUGGCCAAUCCAGAUACUAUUAUUGUUCCAAGAUUCGAUGAUGAUUAUCAAUUUUAUGAAUAUCUUAGCAGAGAAAUGGAAGGAUUAGUACAGAUUAAACUAUCGAAUAUACAUGGUCGUGGUUUGUUUGCAACCAGAGAUAUCGGUGCUGAAGAAUUAGUAUUUGAAACAAGAUCUGUUGUUAGUACUUCAUCUGCACAACUUAAAGAAGAUGAUCAACAUUGUCAUAAUUGUCAUAUUGCAUUUAAACCGGUGGAGAUUGAGAAUGAACAAGAGAUUUCAAAGUCUAGAGAAUUCAAUCGUUUGGCACAAACUAUUACGAGAAUGACUAGAUUGCCGGUCGGUAGAAUUAUCCCAGAGGGAUGCACUCAAUGUAACACAACAUUGUUUUGCAGUCCAGAGUGUAAGGAAGACGGUAUUCACAAGCACAAUUCACUAUGCUCUUCAAACAUUCUCACUCGUGCACAACUGGACAAGUUUGAGAGAGAACUGACCGGUUUGACACAAACCGAGCGUGUUGGAUACACUAUGCUUCUCAAGUUGAUGGCAUCGCAAUCGGUCAAUGGCGAUCCAAACCAACCACUCAGACAACUGGAGUUGGACGACUUUGUCAAGCGUCUCUCCUAUGCCAUGCCAGCCAGCGAAACCGUUCAACUAUCUCGCAAAGACAACAGAGUAUUCAAGACACUAAAAGAUAUAUUCCAUACUCUGACACCAGAGAUAUUCUAUAGAUUAAAAUCAAUUGUUACUUUGAAUCAAACACAAAUGUUUACCAGUAAGAUUAAAGUACAUUGUACACCUGCACCAAUGGAUGAAUUGGGUUACAAUUUCGAAUUUGAAGACAAGGUGUCAAAGUAUAUCAAUACCAUUCCGCUACAUCUAAGUUUUAUGAAUCACUCUUGUGAUUCCAAUGUCUUUAUUGCAUCGCCAGUAAUCAAUGACAAACAGAUUAGAAUAGUAUCGAAGCGACCAAUCAAGAAGGGUGAGGAAAUCUUGAUCUCUUAUAUCGACGGUAUGCAACUUACCACCGAAAACCGUCAAGAGAUGUUGGGAGAGUCCUACGGAUUCCAAUGUACCUGUCCACUUUGUAGAUCGAAUACAACCAUCCCAACACUUAAUAAAAUUCAAUAA
Molecule: messenger RNA, 1866 nt
Organism: Heterostelium album PN500
Lineage: Eukaryota; Evosea; Eumycetozoa; Acytosteliales; Acytosteliaceae
Product: SET domain-containing protein
Exons: 6
Coding region: 1-1866 (621 amino acids)
Molecular function (GO): protein binding
Source: RefSeq, a predicted model, not a curated record